Messenger RNA from Heteronotia binoei (common prickly gecko), 2640 nucleotides. RefSeq names its product RNA pseudouridine synthase domain containing 2 (gene RPUSD2). The transcript has 3 exons. The record is from RefSeq and is a predicted model, not a curated record. Gene Ontology annotation, biological process: pseudouridine synthesis. Gene Ontology annotation, molecular function: RNA binding; pseudouridine synthase activity. NCBI's taxonomy places the organism in Eukaryota, Metazoa, Chordata, Lepidosauria, Squamata, Gekkonidae. Bases 36 to 1601 code for a protein of 521 amino acids.
GCUGGUGUCUGUACCAGGGCGGAAGUGUGUAGGGCAUGCUGCUCUUGCCGCAGCCGGAACGGCGCUGGCGGCUGCUGUCCCUCGUGGCUGCCUGGGGAGUGCCCUGCGGGUCACCGGCUGCUCUGGCCCGCGCAGGCAUGGCGGAGAAGCCGCUCUCCGACCCCGUCGAUCCGAGCGGCUCCUCUCCGCCCGCAAAGCGGCGGAGGCAGCUGCAGCAGAAGAGGGCGGGCCUGCCGAAGGAGGGCGAGAAGCGAUAUGUUCCGCCUCCGAAGAAGCGGAAUCCCGGCAUCAGCUUCAGUGAGGUUCACUUCGCCGAAACCAGCUACUACUUCGAGGGAGGCCUGCGUAAGGUGAAACCCUACUUCUUCGACUUCCAGACCUACUGCAAGGGGCGCUGGGUGGGCAGGAGCCUCCUGGACGUCUUCAGAGCCGAGUUCCGCUCCCAGCCCCUCGAGUACUACCGAGCCGCGGCUAGCGCCGGCCGUCUCCGUCUCAACGAGCAACCUGUGCGGGAUCUCAGGGUCAUGCUAAAGAAUAAUGACUUCCUGCAAAACACAGUGCAUCGCCAUGAACCCCCCGUCACAGCGCAGCCAAUUGAAUUUCUGGAGGAAAAUGAGGAGGUGGUAGUUGUGGACAAGCCCUCAUCCUUACCAGUCCACCCAUGCGGCAGAUUUCGGCAUAACUCUGUCAUCUUCAUUUUGGGUAAAGAGCAUAACCUGAAGGAGCUGCACACGAUUCAUCGGCUUGAUCGCCUGACCUCAGGUGUCCUCAUGUUUGCCAAAUCUGCAGAAGUGUCCAAGCGGAUUGAUGAGCAGAUUCGAGAACGACAGCUGGAAAAGGAAUAUGUGUGUCGUGUACUUGGAGAGUUUCCAGAAGCUGAGGUGACCUGUGAAGAACCCAUUCUGGUUGUUUCCUACAAAGUGGGGGUGUGUCGAGUGGACCUCAAGGGUAAAGCCUGCAAAACAGUCUUCCAAAGGCUCAGUUACAAUGGCAAGACUAGUGUGGUGAAGUGUUUUCCGUACACUGGGCGUACCCACCAGAUUCGUGUCCAUCUGCAGUUCCUGGGACACCCUAUCGUCAAUGACCCCAUCUAUAACACAGAUGCCUGGGGACCUGCGAAAGGUAAAAAUGGCAAUGUUAACAAAACUGAUGAAGAGUUGGUUCGGGCAUUGGUGGAAGAACACCUUUUGAAAGAGAAUGGGGGUAUCUUGGACAUUGCUGAAGAAGAUCUGAAAUCAAUUGUAGGAGAUAAAGAACAUGGUAGAUCAGGGAACUGGGUGAAGCCUGUACAAGUCAGCCCUAUAAGCACCAGUGCUUGCAGAACUGAAGAAUUAAAGAGUGAAAAUGAAGGUGGAACAUGGAUGUGCACUCAGAAUUCUGCCCUCCAGUUACAGGUUCUUGAGUCAGAGAAUGGAGAAACUUGUACAAGUGAGCACCAGGAUGAAAAGGAUCAUUUAUGUGGAGAAUGCAAGAUAAUGAGGCCAGACCCGUCACCCAAAGAUCUUGUGAUGUAUCUCCAUGCCUUGCGCUACAAAGGAGCAGACUUUGAAUAUUGCUCCAAGAUGCCUAAAUGGGCACAGGACAACUGGGAAGAGACCUGAGAUUAUAAUGUUUUAUAAAUGCUUAAGUUUAUAUAUGGCAAGAAUGUUUCCCACAAAUGCUUUUAAAAAAUCAUCUGGGAAUCACUGACUGUGAUGAAUAGUGGUGGAGGAGGAAGAAUUCCAUUUUAAUUUGUUUGUUCCACAAACAGUGAAUGUCCCACAAACUAGCUUUUGCAGUAUGAUUUAUUUUGCAAAAUUUAUACCCUACCCUUCUGCUCUCAUAACAGCCACAAAGGCAGCUAAAACAAUAAAAUCACAUAUUAAAACCAUCAAAACCAACCAAAAGACACAUUGGCUAAUUAAAAUCACAGUUAAAAUGCAUACAAAAAUAAGGAAGGUGGGAUCACUGAGGGAACAUCAAGUAAAAUGGAAAAGUUCACCUGCUGACAGAUAAUUAGCAACACAAGGGGACAGACAAGUGUUCCUGGGGAGAGAGUUUCAGAACUUUAGGACCACAGCCAAGAAUGCCAUCUCCCAGGCUGUCACCCACCUAAUCUCAAAAGGUGGAGGCACCUGGAGCAGAACCUUCGAAGAUGACUACAUUGGUCAGGUAGAUUCAUAAGGGAAUAGGUAGUUAUGCCUUACAUGGUUCUUUCCCUCUUUCUUGCAAAGAUACUGGAAAAAAUUACAGAUAAUGCUGCCAGUCACCUAUAUUCAUUAUUUACAAAAUGUCCACAACUGGCAUGUUAUCUCUGCAUGUAAGAGAUAAUAGACUGUUAAAGUCUCUAACCAUGGCUUGUGUUAGCAAAUUUUAUAUAAUAAUUUGGUAUUUCAUUGUUUUCCUUCUGUCUCAAUCAACUGAUGAACUUUUCUCAAUACUGUUCGCCAGUGAGAACUUAGAUUCACUCAGCCUAGGAAGAAUUCCAUCUUGUAGGAGUUCAUGGCCUGUCUUUAAUGAGCUUGGUCUUUGGCCUUAGUGCACAUAUAUAUAUAUUUAGCUCCAACAGAUGUCAAAACACACAAGCAUAGUUUCUGUUCCAAACUUUUUAUGUUCUAAUUCAUUUCAGAACUAAUAAAACUGAACUGUUCAGAAUCUAAA